CGCGGCGCUGUGGGGGACACCAGCACCAGGAAGUGCUCUCAGGAAGUAGUUUGCAGCCGCGUUUGAGUGACAGCUGUGCGGCGGUGACAGCCCACACCGGGACGGCGGCCCUACAGAGCCGAGCCAAGACUCAAGAUGGCAGGUCUAUCUUUAUACUUUGAAGAUGGCCAUGAUGAUUUGGACGACUUCGGAUUCGAUGACUAUGGUUCAGAGUGCGACGGAAUCCGCAUCACAGCCUUCCUCGAUGCUGGACAAGACAACCUUACCCCUCUCGGGAGGCUAGAGAAGUAUGCCUUCAGCGAGAAUGUUUUCAAUAGGCAGAUCGUGGCUCGCGGCCUGCUUGAUGUGCUUCGGGAGUUCAGUGACAAUGAAAAUGACUUUAUCAGUGUCAUGGAGACAGUUGCCAGAAUGUCAGAAGACGGAGAGCCCACAGUGCGGGCUGAGCUGAUGGAGCAGGUCCCAAACAUCGCCAUGUUUUUACACGAGAGUCGGCCCAACUUCCCAGCCGCUUUCUCAAGAUACUUGGUACCAAUUGUAGUCCGGUAUCUCACUGAUCCAAAUAACCAGGUGCGGAAGACGAGCCAGGCAGCCCUGCUCGUCUUGCUGGAGCAGGGCCUCAUCUCUAAAGCUGAUAUGGAGACCAAAGUAUGUCCAGUUCUGAUCGACCUCACAGAACCCAGCAGUGACGAUGACUACAAAAUAGAGGCUGUUGCUAUCAUGUGUAAAGUUGUCACCAUGUUGAGCAAAGACACGGUGGAGCAUCUGCUACUGCCACGUUUCUGUGACCUGUGCAGUGAUGCAAGACUCUUCCAAGUCCGCAAGGUCUGUGCGGCAAAUUUUGGCGAGUUCUGUUCUAUUGUGGGCCAGGAAGCCACAGAAAAACUACUGAUGCCCAAGUUCUUCGAUCUGUGCUCAGACAGUCUGUGGGGGAUUAGGAAAGCCUGUGCCGAGUGCUUCAUGAUGGUCUCAAAUUCCACCUCUCCAGAGGUGCGACGUGCAAAACUGUCCCCCCUGUUCAUCAGUCUCAUCAGUGACCAGUCCCGCUGGGUGCGCCAAGCAGCCUUUCAGUCAUUGGGACGUUUCAUCUCCACCUUUGCCAACCCCUCCAGCACAGGCCUUUACUUCAGAGAGGACGGUGCCCUACUAGAGCUCCCCAGGUGUACAUUGGAAGGCGACUGCUCCCUAAACUCUCUGAACUGCUCCGACAUCAGCGGCUGCCGCACAGAAAGAACCAUCGCUCACACACUUCCCAACCAGGACGGCCGUGCAACACCAUCCCCAGAACAUGUGUCGACAGCCGACAAUGAGGAUAUGCACAGCUUUGAUGACAACCACAGUUCAGUUCCCGGAGCGAGGCCAGACCGUUACACCCACACUGUCUCAAACCGCAACGGCAGCCCUAUGACAACAAACAAUGCUAGGAACACAAAAGAGCUGGACAAGACAGAUGAGAACUUUAAUUCUUUCAACUACUGGAGGUCUCCUUUACCAGACAUCAGCGGUGAACUGGAGAUGCUGAGUUGUCGUAAGUCAGGGGCCGUGACACAGAACGAGGAAAAGAAAGAGGAAGAUGAGGAUGAACCUGAGUCCAAGUCCAAUCAUGGCAACGCCACUAGCGACCAGAUCCAGAAGGUUUUAGACUGUUUGCAACCACACAUGGAUGACCCUGAUGUACAAGCUCAAGUCCAGGUUUUGUCGGCAGCUUUGAAGGCAGCCCAGCUCGACAGCCCAGAAGACAACUGUCCGGCUGACGACUGUCCAGCUGACGACUGUCCAGCUGACGACAGCCCGUCUGAACCGCAGUCAGAAGUGCAGCCUGAGAGCAGCACGGAGAGCCCGUCUGAGGAGAGCAUAUCUGUGGAGGUUCAGUCAGACAGUGUUGAGAGCCCCAAAGAAGAGGAGCAAACAAUGGAAACUCUUCCAGCUUCAGAGUCGAGCCCCGUCCAGGCACAAGGAGACGAAGAGACGCAGACAGAGCCUCAGGAGGAGGAGGAGGAGGACCAGGAGGAGGACCAGGAAGAGGACCAGGAGGAGGACCAGGAAGAAGACCAGGAGGAGGACCAGGAAGAAGACCAGGAAGAGGACCAGGAGGAGGACCAGGAGGAGGACCAGGACGACUCUUCACCUAACUCACCUAUUCCAGAGUCUGAACUGAUAGAGAGUGUGGAAGAGGAGGGAAAGCAGGACAUGGCUCACAGCCCGGGGAUGGAGGACAAGCCUAAGCUCCAGAAUGUUAUCCCGCAGCAGCUGCUGGAUCAGUACCUCUCUAUGACGGACCCGGCCCGGGCCCAAACGGUGGAUACGGAAAUAGCCAAACACUGUGCCUUCAGCCUGCCGGGGGUCGCUCUCACUCUGGGACGACAGAACUGGCAUUGCCUCAAGGACACGUAUGAAACCCUCGCUACUGAUGUGCAGUGGAAGGUGCGGCGUACGCUGGCGUUCUCCAUCCAUGAGCUGGCCGUUAUCCUGGGAGACCAGCUGACUGCGGCUGAUCUGGUUCCCAUCUUCAACGGUUUCCUCAAAGACCUGGACGAGGUCCGCAUUGGUGUGCUCAAACAUCUGUAUGACUUCCUCAAGCUGCUGCACGCAGAUAAGAGGAGAGAAUAUCUGUACCAGCUGCAGGAGUUCAUGGUGACGGACAACAGUCGCAACUGGAGAUUCAGAUACGAGCUGGCAGAGCAACUGAUCAUGAUCAUAGAGUUGUACAGCCACUACGAUGUGUAUGACUACCUCAGACAGAUAGCACUCACACUCUGCUCUGACAAAGUCUCGGAGGUCAGGUGGAUCUCAUACAAACUGGUUGUAGAGAUCCUCCAGAAGCUGUAUGCAAGUGGUGCCGAUGAUCUGGGCAUGAACUUCAUCAACGAGCUCACUGUCAGGUUCUGUCACUGUCCCAAGUGGGUCGGGAGGCAGGCCUUUGCCUUCAUCUGCCAGGCCGUAGUGGAGGAGGACUGUAUGCCCAUGGAGCAGUUCAGCCAGCACCUCCUGCCCAGCCUCCUCAGCCUCUCAUCAGACCCAGUAGCUAACGUCCGUGUACUUGUGGCCAAGGCUCUGCGACAGAGCGUCAUGGAGAAAGCUUAUUUCAAGGAGCCGGGCUGUGCCUACUCUGAUGAGCUGGAAGAGACUGUGAUGGCGCUGCAGUCUGACAAGGACCGGGACGUCCGCUUCUUCUCCAGCCUGGACCCCAACAAAGGCUUGAUGGACACAGCCCCUUUGAUUUAGCCUCAGCCCCCACGACUCCUGUUACAGCCCACCUGCCUGUCUACCUACCUGUCUGUCUGUCUGACUGAUGCACAGUCAGCGCGACCUGCAACACCAGCACCCGACCAGACCCAACCCGACCCCCCGACCACUCGCCUGCUGGGCAGACCUGCACCAACGACCACUUGAGAAUCCUGUCAGAUGUUCAGAUUUUAAGUGUGAGCGCGCUCAAACAAACACAACCCCAGUCUCUGGUUGGGCACUACAUAGCACACAUUAUCUUCAAACCGCAAACUUCUCAGUGUUUUCAGGAAAUGAGCAGGACUCACAGAUCGGCUGCAUCGCUUUGCAGGAGCUGCCGUAUUUUCAUCUGAACCUUUUCUCACCCUCCACACUAACAACACUGACUCAGUCCUUCCCCGGUCGCAGAUUUGUAGAACUACAAACGGGCUCGUUCUCUCCAAAGCUAACUGUAAGCUUAAUCAUGAAAUUGCAGAAUUGAUUUUAUUAUUCCUUGUUGCUUCUUCUUGUGGAUUUUCUUAAUGAACAAGCGGGCGAGGCCUGCUGGACUCUGAUGUGUGCACUAACUCAGGGGGACUCAUCUGAACCUAAACAGCAUUAUUAGCCUACAUGAUGAGCAGCAGCUCCUGGAUCCCUGGUGAAAGAAACUACAGCUGUCUGAGCAACAGACCAGCCAAACCACGUAGCUCUGCUGGUGUCUCUCACCUCAUUUCCUCCAAAAUGCCUCUUGUCUGAGACGUUGUUCGUCUUGUGAGAUGUCCUCUGGGUUAUUGUCUGUUUCCCUCCUACCAUCUCUUGUUCUUUUUAUUUUUCUCUCCUCUGCGUUUCUCCACCUGGUCUUCACGGGCCACUGAAACCACUACUACUGCAUAGAAGGAACAGUGAUUCUGCCACUCAGCGUAUCCCUUGAUUAAAACCAUAUCUCGGACAUUUUGAAAACACCACCUUAAUGAACUGUUUGCCCUCCAUCCCCCUCCCCCCAAAAAUCGGUGUCUGUUUACCAAAAAUGUGACAUGACACGUCUCGAAUGGCAGGAGACGCAUGAAAUACCUCGUUUUGGACACGACUGGCCAGUGUGUCAUACGUGUAGAGAGAGACUGCUGUGGAUCGAACGGACGCAUUCGACUAGUGAUUUUUCCUUUUUGAGUGAAUCUGUGGCGUCGAUUAAAACCUCUAAACAAGGGCUCACGGUGAUGUUGCCUCACGGUGACGUCUAGUUCAGAGAAGAGGAAGAAAAACCAAGCACACUGUUGGAUUAUGCAUGCAUGCCCACCCCCCACCCCGACCCCUUUUGUGUAUAGUCUAUUCCAAUUCUUUAAAGGUUGACCUCCUGAUAUGAAUAUGUGACUAUGGUAGCUUUCAGUGGAUCUGACCGAGCAGUUGUACAGUAGGAAUAUAGGAACGGCUGUGUUAACGGACUGAAAGACAACUGAUCCGGAUUUCCCUGUCUUGGUGAAAUGAUUUAACGGAUGAGGGUUCUCGUCCUGCUACUCUUUGUACAGCUUAAACCUGUGGAAAACGGUAUGUGUUUAUGGAACCAAGGCCAGUGUAGUCGGGUUUUUCAACCCCAUUCGAGAUGUGUGAAUAUUGGGAGCAGUCACCAAGUCACUUUUUUUUAAGUCUCUUGAGCCUGUUUGUUUUUCCUCUGUUGUAAAUGAUGACACCAACCUCUCCCCUUCUUUUUAUUUUUAUUUUUUGAACAUAGACAUAACUUGAGAACUUAAGCUGAUUGUGGUGUGUGCUGUGCAUCUCGAGUCUUUUCUUCCUUCAAAAGGAGAGAUCACUGCAGUAAUGGCAGUGUCUACUCAUCUCAUCUGUCUGCAAUUUGUGUCCAUCUCAUUUUUAUGUAGUAGAACAGUUAAUAUAUACAUUUUAUGAAAAUUAUUUUUCUUUUCAAUUAUGCACCACUGUUCAAAGAUUUUAUAUCCUAACUUUACAAAAUUUACAACCUUUGUAAUAUUCAAUGGUUUCUUUUAAAAAGACAUUUUAUGUAAUGUUAUUUUUAGUAUUCUGUAAUUAAAAUUAUGAAAAUUUGAA
This is a messenger RNA of Platichthys flesus (European flounder), 5259 nucleotides long. It is a transcript of the gene ppp4r1l, whose product is annotated as protein phosphatase 4, regulatory subunit 1-like. Gene Ontology annotation, biological process: protein dephosphorylation. The transcript is spliced from 20 exons. The record is from RefSeq and is a predicted model, not a curated record. The coding region runs from base 136 to 3222 and encodes 1028 amino acids. NCBI's taxonomy places the organism in Eukaryota, Metazoa, Chordata, Actinopteri, Pleuronectiformes, Pleuronectidae. Gene Ontology annotation, molecular function: protein phosphatase regulator activity; protein binding.